AUGGAGCAAAUGUCGGACAAAUUUCGGUGGGAGGUGAAAGAGGUCAAGCGGAUACGAAACGAGGUUCGCCGACGCCAAAGACGAAUAGCUCAGGCGAACCUACGCGCUUGCUGCGCCAUCAUGAUUCAGGCCACGUGGAGAAGAUAUCAGGCAAAGCUGCUGGCAUGGGCCCGGCGGGGCUCGAAGCUCGGUCAGAUACUGAUGCGCUGGUGGCGACGCUUCAAAGUACGUCAAAGCUUAAAGAUAGUGAAGCGGUUCGUCAGCAACAACGUCCAACGUCACAGACGACUAAAGUACGAAAAACAGAUAUCGUCAACGAGGGUUCAGAGGGCAUGGAGACGGUGGAUGUUGCGCAUGAGCUUGAGCCGGAUGGUGUUAGCCACGGCUGCAACCGAGGAGGUGAUUCAAAACGUGCUGGUGGAACUAGCCCGGCAGGUGUACAUCGAAAUCAAAGGCGCGGUCAUUGCGCGGGCGUGGAAGCAAUCCCGAAGAAGAUUCGGCAACAAGAGCCGCAAGGGCAAGAACGGGCGGGUUUUCGUAACUCAAGGCGGCGGCUCGUCCCCGCGACGAAAGCCCGCCAGGGCGGGGGGCUCGCGAACUGGGGUAACGUCGGACCCUUCCUCUGCUUACCCCCCCCGGCGUUCCCCAUCCGCCGUACCCGGUAACCGGGGCGAGAACAGGGGCAAGAGCGGCCCGGCGGUUGCCUACCCCCCUCCCGCUUUCCUCGGCGUCGUUGCCGCCGCCACGACAAGAACGGCCACGUCCGCGGGCGCGGCAGCGGUUGCUACUGGUGGCGCCGGUGGCGACACGAACGAGGAGCGUCGGGGGUCGUCGCAGAGUGAUAACCCAUCACCGUCGUCACGCCAAAAGACGGUUUCGUCCUCCGAGGACGGCAGCAGCACGCUUAACCCGCACCCGCGCUCUCGACGGGCGCGGUCUUCUGCCUCGACGACGACGGAAGAAGAGGCGUUACGCGGCGGGGAUGCCGGGGACUCAAAGGUGCCGGACUCAUCGAGCGCUUACCGGCCACCUUUUGAAGCCGUUCCGGUAGUCGAGAGCCCGAUGAGCGAGAUGAGCUGUAGUAGCAGCUACGGUGUCGGUGACGGCGGCAGAGACGUUUUUGGACGCGCCGAAGACGAUGCUACUACGGGUGCGGUGGAGGGCAGAGUGGAAGACGGGGGAACAACGCUGAACGAGAAGGCACAAGAGCCAGCUAAUGCCAGUUCUACUGUGGCUGCUGCGGCCGUGGCGGUGGCGGCGUCUUCGGGGAAAUUGGUGAAACAACCCAGGCGGCCGAGCGGUGAAAAACCAAGCAAACUGUCGGAGGGUCGUCGCAGCUAUAGCAGACCACACGCAAUCCAGGUCGGAGGUCGAAGCAGACUUCACAGCAGUGGUACCGACGGUAGUGGCAGGACCGCAGCGGCAACAAAGGAAGUGGUGGCAUCUGCGGUUGCUGCGAGUAGUGCCGAGAGUAACAACCGUGACCCUCUGCCAGCUAGAAAAGAAUCAACGGCGGUGGGGUGUUGCGUGACCGUUGCUCCAGGCGCUGCGGGGGCCGUAGACACCGAGACACGCCCAGCAGUUGCUGCCCUCGGUAAAGGCGAGGUGAACGUUGAGGAGGGGGUUCGACUUGGACGGGACGAUGAUGGCGACGAUGAUGAUGAUGGUCGUGACAACGAUGAUGAUGAUGAUGAUGAUGGCGAUGCGAACAAGAUCUCGGCGGCGGUCGGACCGGACGAGUUAGUAGAGGGCUCUAAACAAUCGAAGUUGGAAGAGUAUGGUAGCGAUGUGUUCGAAAGUGACGGCGAGCUUUCGUUGACACGCUGACUGAGAUGAGCAUAAGUUGAUCGUUCGAUUGGCAGCCUUGGUUUUGAUGUGCCCCUCGAUACUAUUUCGCCACGAUAAAGAGCGGAUGGAUUCGGUGUGACAUGCACACAACAAGCAUGACUGUUUUUGGAGGCAGAGAUUACUGCGCCUUCUCUGAAUCUUCCGGGGGGGGAUGUUGCCCAAGAGCCUGAUGACUUUGGGUGGUUGUUGUACAAUAAUAGCAUACACUGAAGAAGUGUAGUACACGUCUUACCACGAAAAAUGGGGGGACUGUCGUCAUUAAAUAAGACGAAAACACAUACACGUAUGCUCAUAACAAAUAACACACACGUAAAUAAUUCAACGAACGGUUGUGUUGGAGAAGGCACAAAUCGACUUCUCGUAGCCAUCGCCAACCGCUUGGCAUUUGAAGCCUUUUGCAAGGGUAUUUCGACGACGAAACAGCCUUGCUUCACCUAAAGGCUUUUCAUACGAAUAGGAUUCGGAGACAAUUUACCUUCGAGCUGGCUCUUUUUCUAUCCGUACGAACUCUGUGAUGUUUUCAAACGUCAUGGACUACUUCUUGAUCAGUUCCCACGACGGCCAAUAAGCUGGGAUCACGGUAGUAGACUAGUGCGGAUGCAACGACCAAGUGGCAAUGAGGAGAAUUCGUUUGGCAGCGAUGAAGGAGGAGGAGAGGGAUCGGGAGGAGGAUAAGACAGAGACCAAAGCAGCAGUCGAGGAGGGAAUAAUGGCGUGGAAGAGAGCAAGAGCUUCGAGCCAGACAACCUUCCCCACCUCAAAGGACUCGUCGGGCUACAGAUACAGAAGCAGAAAUGUCGAGAAGUUGCUGUGAAACUAACAUGAGAACGAACGAUGGAGUUGGAAGGAAGGAGCAUGACGGUGAAAGCACUCCAAAACAAACUCGAGUGCAAGGUAGCAGCCUUAGUAGACGUGUGCAGUUUUCUUCUGUUGCUACCGUUUCUGUCUUUGAUCCGGAGAAGAGGUUAGUCUCCCCCAUGCCGCAUUUAUUAAAAGUGUUUGGUGUUUUCAACUCCACUGAGACGGACGUCUUUUCAUCGGUCAGCCGGUUAACGCGGGCGAUGCUUAUACUAAAACACACACACACACAUUGCAUCAGUGGCUUCCUAGGUUCAAGCGAGGGCAUGUGUGGAGCUAUGGCCGUGUAUGUGUUGCUAUUUUGUUUGAGUCAUCUAGCUGCUGACACGAUGACUGUUGGAUCUUGGGAGUGUACGAUCAUCAAAUUGGGAGAUGCAGCAUACCACGAUAUCCUGGCUUCGGCUGGGCUUGAAAUAACCCGUUUGCUGUCCUCCGCUCUUUGCAUCAGUGGCUUCCUAGGUUCAAGCGAGGUCAUGUGUGUAGCUGAGAUGUGUGUCUUCGUGAAAGAACAUGUAGAGAGAGUCGUAUUGGCAUUCGCAUCAAGCGCAUUGCGCAUUUUUCGAAAUUUGCCCCCUUCCAGGGACCUUGAUUUUUACCCACUGGCACUGACGUCUUUUGAUUGGUCAGCCGGUUAGAUC
This is a messenger RNA of Ectocarpus sp. CCAP 1310/34, 3344 nucleotides long. The record is from the annotation of a GenBank genome assembly. Lineage: Eukaryota; Phaeophyceae; Ectocarpales; Ectocarpaceae.